AUGGAAAAGGAAUUUGCUGUAGAGAAUAACAAGUGGUUGGCCAACUUAUUUGGUUUGAAACAUGUAUGGGCCAGGGCAUACGUUAAACAUGUGUGGUCGGCUGGUAUGCGUACCACACAGCUUAGUGAGAGCUUCAAUGCUCGCUUAAAAGAAUACUUAGCAAGACAAUAUGCACUGCCAGAGUUUUUCAAGCAUUUUGAAACGCUUUUGUUCGACAAGCGAUACAAGGAGUAUGCAGUUGAGUAUAACUUGCUGCAUAAGAUGCCCAGGCUGAAAGCAAGGUCUCCUAUUUUAGAUCAAGUCAGAUGUCUGUACACUACUAACAUCUUUGACCUUUUUCAGGAACAGUUAAUAGUAGUUGGCAUGAGUGAAAAUGUCCAGAAGUGCAACGACCUUGGUAAUGGGGUUUUUUCAUAUGAAGUUGCGAUUUAUAAUGAUAACUUCCAUCGGGUCGUCACAAGGACAGAUGACGACUUAUUAUCAUGUUCAUGUGGAAAAUUUGAAAUGGAGGGUAUCAUGUGUAGCCACACUCUGAAAGUCCUUAAAGGUGUGAUGUAUGCCAAUGAAAUACCCAGCCACUCUAUUUUAAAAAGGUGGACCAAAAGUGGCAAGAACGGCAAGGUGGAAGACAUACUUGGUAGCGAUGUUAUUACAGAUCCUAAAUUGGAAAUUAGGCGACGACACAGGAUCCUCUGUCAUUAUCUAACUGAAAUUUCUACCAUUGCAUCAGUGAGCGAGGAGGGAUUCAACAAUGUUUUGGUGCAUGUGAAAAGUUUGAAGAAGAUUGCUCAAGGAGCAUAA
Cornus florida is the source of this 801-nucleotide messenger RNA. Its product is annotated as protein FAR1-RELATED SEQUENCE 1-like. Gene Ontology annotation, biological process: regulation of DNA-templated transcription. Gene Ontology annotation, molecular function: zinc ion binding. The record is from RefSeq and is a predicted model, not a curated record. The transcript has a single exon. NCBI's taxonomy places the organism in Eukaryota, Viridiplantae, Streptophyta, Magnoliopsida, Cornales, Cornaceae. Bases 1 to 801 code for a protein of 266 amino acids.